Diprion similis is the source of this 410-nucleotide messenger RNA. RefSeq lists its product as uncharacterized. The transcript is spliced from 2 exons. Bases 39 to 410 code for a protein of 123 amino acids. The record is from RefSeq and is a predicted model, not a curated record. NCBI's taxonomy places the organism in Eukaryota, Metazoa, Arthropoda, Insecta, Hymenoptera, Diprionidae.
UGUAUAAGUGCAGCACCAGCGGCACAGCUGUUUCCCUCAUGACGGAUCGCGUCCGCUUGUAUCCACUUUGUAAGAGUCUCAAACGCUCGCUACAAAUACAGCGGGAAAAGGAAACGGGACGACCGACGGCCGCAACGGCGAACGGAAGGAAGAAACAAGGAAAGAAGGAGCGGCCGGCGCUUGCGCCGCGACGUCGACGUCGACGUCGACGUAGCCCCUCGUCGACGCCCACGAUUCUGAUCGUGAAUGAACGAAACGGAGUCAGUUCGCAUCCAGGCGUUAACUAUCGACGGCGGUACGUCCCGGUGAGCACUUCCCGAGGGAGAGGAUAUCAGCCGCCGUUCACCGAUCUUUCACCUUCGACCAUGCGGCUCUUGCGAUCCUCAAGCGACCUACCGAUCAUCCGAUAG